UCCGGCCCCCCUGGGCUGGCUUUACACUCGCCUCCCCCUGCAGGCAACAAGGAGCGCGGCUGGAACGACCCGCCGCAGUUCUCCUAUGGGCUGCAGACCCAGGCCGGCGGACCCAAGCGCACCCCGCUGACCAAGAGGGUCGCCGCUCCCCAGGAUGGAGCCCCCAGAGUCCCCACCUCAGAGACUUCUCCUGGGCCCUCCCCAAUGGGGCCUCCACCUCCUUCAAGUACAGCUUCUAGGCCCCCAGCUGUGGGGAGUUGUCCUGCCUCCACUGUGGAUCCCAUAGAUUUUCCAGUCACUGAGUGUGAGACUCUGCUGGAAGAUGUGCUGAGACCUUUGGAACAGGCAUUGGAUGAUUGUCGUGGCCACACGAAGAAGCAGGUAUGUGAUGACAUCAGCCGACGCCUGGCUCUGCUGCAAGAACAGUGGGCUGGAGGGAAGCUGUCAACGCCUGUAAAGAAGAGGAUGGCUCUGCUGGUGCAAGAGCUUUCAAGGCACCAGUGGGAUGCAGCAGAUGACAUCCACCGCUCACUCAUGGUUGACCAUGUGACUGAAGUCAGUCAGUGGAUGGUGGGAGUUAAAAGAUUAAUUGCAGAAAAGAGGAGUCUGUCUUCAGAGGAGGAGGCUAAUGAAGAGAAAGCUGCAGCCACAUCUGAGAACCAGACCGUACCAGAACAGGAUCCAUAAUCCUGUGGGUUCCCCAGACUCACCUCGCACCAUCUCCUAUGCCUUGGCGUGGGAGGCCUUGUCUCACUUGGCGCCCUCAGCACUUGGGAGACUGUCUGCCCUGUUGGGUUCCCUUGGCCUGACCCACCUCUGGGGGAAGAGGUCCCAUCUAGGCCACAGCGUGGUCACUUGUCUUCUCUAACAUAUGUUUCAAUAAAAACAUCUCAGUGUGGCCCCUGGUUAGGAGAGAAACCC
Myotis lucifugus (little brown bat) is the source of this 921-nucleotide messenger RNA. It is a transcript of the gene SRA1, whose product is annotated as steroid receptor RNA activator 1. The record is from RefSeq and is a predicted model, not a curated record. Gene Ontology annotation, biological process: regulation of transcription by RNA polymerase II. NCBI's taxonomy places the organism in Eukaryota, Metazoa, Chordata, Mammalia, Chiroptera, Vespertilionidae. The transcript has 4 exons. Gene Ontology annotation, cellular component: nucleus. The annotation marks the transcript as partial.